UGAAAACAAAAAUAGCUUUUUGGUCUUCACUUAAGGUUUACUGUGUUAAUGUUAGGUUUAAAAUCACAUUUUAAGAAGAUACAUUGUAGAAAUAGGCAGCCCGUAUCACUUUGUGGCUACAGUAACUAACGUUAGUGACGACCAAGUCAGAUCAUCCCACUGCGUGAAGUCGUUCGGCAAAGAUGUCUGCUACGGAUGUAGGCGGUUGUGGACCCGGAGCAGGACCCAGUUCGGGUGUUGGGUCCGGGGCAUCAAACCCUCGAAAAUUUAGCGAGAAAAUAGCUCUACAUACCCAACGUCAGGCUGAAGAGACUGCYGCUUUUCAGGAGGUUAUGAUGGACAUCACCUCUACCAGGAUCCAGGCUCAGAAAGUGCGUCUGGCUAGAACCCAGGGCCCGUACUAUGGGGGCUCCCUACCCAACGUUAAUCAGAUCGGCAGGAACCCAGGCGACUUUCAGGGUUUGUUCCACUCUAACCUGGACUCCAGUCGCUCCACACGGCACCACGGCCUGGUAGAGCGGGUCCAGAGGGACAGACGCUUCAUCUCCCCAGUGCGCCCCUACAGGAAACAAGUGGACAGCUCUCCGUACAACUCAGCCUAUCUGUCCCCGCCUCCGGACACCAGUUGGAGAAGGAACUGUUCGGGCAACUUCCCAGGAGACAAAAGCCAGUUGUUUCGCCUCCCCACCAUGGCACUCAACAGGACCAACUCAGACUCUGCCCUCCACACCAGUGUGAUGAACCCCCCUGCAGGAGACCCCUUCAACGCUGGACACACACUCACCCUUCAGGGCAGACUCACUGGUCAGAGUGAAGGAGAGGGGAGAAGAAUGUUUCCGUACCCAGUUCCCCCCAUUGAGGACAACAUUCUGGAUCAGGGCGAACUGCUCAAGCCCUGGGACACCAAGAAGUUGCCCCUGCUGUCUUCUCGACCCAAGUCCUGUGAAGUUCCCGGUAUCAAUAUCUUCCCCUCCCCUGACCAGCAGUCCAGCACCCCCCAUGCUCCCUCAGCCCUGAACACGGGGGGCUCCCUGCCCGACCUCUCCAGCCUGCACUUCCCGUCGCCGCUGCCCACCCCGCUGGACCCAGACGAGCCGGGCUACCCUUCGUCCCUGAGUGGGGGCAGCAGCACGGGCAACCUGGCCUCCACCCUGACCCAGCUGGGCAUCAAUGCCAGCAACGCCUUCCGCCACUCGCCAGGUCUCCUGGCAUCUCUUCAGGGCACUCUCAGUAACCCCUCCCUGCAGUCCUCGCUAAGCAACCCCAACAUCCAAUCAUCUCUCAGCAGCCACUCCUUCCCCAACUCCCUCAGCUCCACCUCCUUGCACUCGUCACUUAGCAACCCUUCCCUGCAGUCCUCCCUUAGCUCCUCCCCCUCCCUCCAGUCUUCCCUGAGCAACCAAUCCCUGCACUCCUCCCUCAGCAACUCCUCCCUGAGUGGCCAGUCCCUCCACACCGCAUCCAGUAACCCUAGUUACAGUAGCGGGGUGGGAGGGUCCGGCUCGUGCUCCUCUUAUUCGCAGCUAACUAGCCAGGGGCAGUCGCCUCUCAGCACGUUGCCACGGAGACGAGCUCAGCUCUCCCCUCUGAUCCUACCCAUGGGAGGGGAGUCUCGCCGGCACCACUCCAAACAGUUCUCCCCCACCAUCUCUCCUAACUUGUCCUCCAUAACACAGGGUGUCCCUCUGGACACCAGCAAACUCCCCAUGGACCAGAGGCUCCCUCCCUACCCCUUUAGCCAGCAGCAGCUUCAUCAGCCAGGUCCUCCAGCAUCCCAUCAGCCCCAGCAGGCCUCUCAGGUAGGACAACAGCUCUCCCAGUCGUCCGUGGUACUGCAACAACAAAAUCAACAACAGCAUCAACACCAACACCAUCAGCUGCAUUUGCAACACGAGCUGCACCAGCAGCAAUGUUCCCAGUCUCAGCAGGCCCUCCAGCAGCUGCACCUGCAGAACCUGCGCAAUGCCCAGAUGCAGCACCUGCAGCAGCAGCAUAGGGUGUCGGUCAAAAUUGAGAAGCAGGGUGAGCAGGGCCAGAACUCUCAGUGCCUGCAAACGCAAGACCCGCAGUCUACACAACAUCAACAACAGCAGCAGCAGCAGCAGCAGCAGCAACUGCCUGAAUUCACGUUUGGUGUUUUGUCCCCGUCUCAGUUCAACAUGGAGACUCCGGGAGACAGCCUGUCGUUCAACCACGGUGGCUUGGGCUGUGGGAGUGGUGGAAAGGCCAGGAGGAACCUACACCCCAACCAUGGCUUCCUGGAGCUCCACGACUCAGGGGAUAGGCAGCACCUUAACAACCAGAACUUUGGGGGAGAGGGAUGCCACGUCCCUAACAUCAUCCUCCAGGGAGACAGUUCGUUGGGCCUUUCCAAGGAGAUCGCCAGCGCCCUCCACGUGCCAGGGUUUGAGAUGGACUCCUUUGCUCUGGACGACCCCCUCAGGAUGGACCCCCUGGCCCUUGAGGGGCUGGGCAUGCUGGACGGGGACCUCAUGCUGACCGACCCCGCCGUGGAAGACUCCUUCCGCUCCGACCGCCUCAAGUAACCACUCCCAGGAGUGGAUACGGAGGAGUGAGGUGGGAAGGGUGUUGGAACGACCCCAGACUGAAGUGGACAGGUGGGGUUGAGCCUGCUUCGUUUCCCUCCUUGGCGAUUGACGCAACACAGCAUCUGCAAAUAAAAGGUCAGGUGGGAGGUUUUGGACAGUCUAGUGCAUGGAUCUCUGACUGGUCCAGGAGAGAAACUGGGGAGCAGGCUGUUCUACCACAGCACUAAUACACCUGUCAAAUAAUCAGCUAAUCACUGUCUUAAAUCUGGACCUUGAUUAUUUGAAUCGGGUGUGUUAGUGCUGGGCUUGAAUAGAAUUCUACAUGCUCUCCAGGACCAGAGUUGGAGGCACCUGGUUUAGUGGGGACCUCGCCACAUGCUUUUUGUGAGGUGAUGUGGUGGUAGGGAAGGUUGGAGGACAGGACUGACAUGUCAGUGGUGGAGCAAGUUCGUUUACGGUUCUUUCCGCUACAUCCAGGCAGUUAUCGAAAAUGCACUUGUGAUGCUUAAGAGAAAA
Molecule: messenger RNA, 3065 nt
Organism: Salvelinus sp. IW2-2015
Lineage: Eukaryota; Metazoa; Chordata; Actinopteri; Salmoniformes; Salmonidae
Product: CREB-regulated transcription coactivator 2-like
Biological process (GO): protein homotetramerization; positive regulation of transcription by RNA polymerase II
Cellular component (GO): cytoplasm; nucleus
Molecular function (GO): cAMP response element binding protein binding
Source: RefSeq, a predicted model, not a curated record